GCGGCAUAAAUUCGGAAAGUCUUCACGCUCUCUCCCAACUAGAAUAGUUUCUACUGGAUUUUGCACCGACUCGGAUACAUUAUUUAUUCUCGGGAUAACAAUACGAUCGUGCAGAAACAUGCCUGACAAGAACAGUCGGCUGCGUCAGGCUCAGGAAGAGGCGGAGGAGGUGAAGGUCAUCAUGAUGGACAACAUGGAGAAGACCGAGGAACGCAAGGAGAAACUGCAGGACCUUGACAAAAGGGCUAAGGAACUGAAGUUAAAAAGCAAGUCCUUCUACAAGACCUCAAGGAAGUUGAAUGAGCAGAAGAAAUGUGACAACAUCAAGGCCAAAUGGAAGCUCAUUGCUGUUGUUGCAGCCUCGGCCAUAAUUGUCAUUCUAGUAGCCAUCUUCAUGUUGGUCAACAGAUCUAGCCCAGAAAACACACAUGAUAUAGGCAGUAUCCCAAUGAACAAAGGAGGCAUUACACCAACAACCAUUGGGCCUGGGAAGUAGGCUAUAGCCUAGAAUCAAUAGGGCUGAAGAGGAAACAAAUUGUGGACACUACUUGAACGAUACUACUAUCGGUCAAAGGUUUUUUCUAGCUUCUGUUGUUGAUACUUUACUUGUCCUUGUACACCCAUUGGAGACUUCUACAGAUCCAUCAGGGAAGAUAAAUAACUUGUUAAAGAAUUCCAUUAUUCAGAAUCUUGUUGGGAUUACCAAUUAUCUGUAAACUAUUACAUCUGAUAAUAUUGAAAUCAGAAAAGGUAAGACAUUAGGGGUGAUGACGAGAUAGAUUUGGUCUAUUUCCUUUCAACAGCAUUUAUAAUGUAUUACUGUACAUCUUGGGAUACACAACUAAGGUUAACCUGAACAUAAAAUAGUUGUAUUUUGUAGUUCAUUUGAAAAUACAAUUUUUUCAGAU
Messenger RNA from Salmo salar (Atlantic salmon), 908 nucleotides. RefSeq names its product vesicle-associated membrane protein 5. The record is from RefSeq and is marked provisional. Gene Ontology annotation, biological process: vesicle-mediated transport. NCBI's taxonomy places the organism in Eukaryota, Metazoa, Chordata, Actinopteri, Salmoniformes, Salmonidae. Gene Ontology annotation, cellular component: membrane.